Molecule: messenger RNA, 2715 nt
Organism: Diorhabda sublineata
Lineage: Eukaryota; Metazoa; Arthropoda; Insecta; Coleoptera; Chrysomelidae
Exons: 4
Coding region: 171-752 (193 amino acids)
Source: RefSeq, a predicted model, not a curated record
GAUUGUCGGCAAAACUUCGCGUCAAACGAGGACAAUUCUACAAGUUCGAAACGUUGACUUGAAGUUCCGGUAAGUGCUUGUGGUUUUGAUAUAAAUCAACGCUACUCUUGUGAUUUGAUUAGAAAGUUUGUCAAGAACAAAAGAUUUUGUUUGAAAUCUUUUGAAAAACGAUGAGAUGGCUAAACACCUCUAUACCUUUUGUGAUUUUGUUGGCGUUAGGAUACUAUACAAGAUUAGCUGCCAGUCUUAGCCUCUUUAACAGAUAUCCUGAAAACUAUGACGAUGAAAAUCAUCUAGAUCGGAAUACUAUUGAAGAAUAUCAAUACGCAAUAAGGCCAAGGAAAAUGGAGGAUGAGAGAUUAGAAGAAGCGAUGCGAGUUCUAAGUAAACUGUUGAUUCUCCCAUGGCCCAGUGGUGAAAGCCCUUUUAUAUAUAUUGAAAGUCCAAGGAAACCAAUAUAUAACGAAAAUACCAAUAUACCUGAUAUUAUUGGAGAAGACGGCGAUGGUAUAGGGCCUACCCCAUCGAAGAGGAUGAGAUAUUAUAGAAAAUAUCCAUGGAAAAGGGAAAAUAUGGGAUAUGAUCCUGAAAAUCCCUUUGUAUGCUACCCGUCAAAAUCGGAAAUUCAUCGAUUAUUAGUAGCUCUACACGAUACUCGAUACAACGGAUACAAAGGAUCUCCUGUAGAAUUUUGCAGCAGAAAGCGACCCGCGCAUACUAUUUUAACCAAUAUGCAUUUUAGUGGAAAAUAAAAAACACAUAUCAAGAUUACCUUACAUCUAUCAUACGGAAAUUUUAAUAUCUACGUGGAAAAUUUGUGAUUACGAAUAGAGUGUACAUUAUGGUUCUACUUGGAUUUUGUUUUUGUAAAAUCUAUCAACUAUUAAAAUGAGUUGUUCAUUAUAAACAUUGAGUCUCAAUCUCAAUAAACUUUUUGAUAUGUUUUCGACAGAAAUGGAACGAAAACUCAAUCAAAUUCUGUAAAAUUUAUAAGCACUUAAUUUUUUUAUGAUAUGUGGUUAUUGAAAUACCAAUUAAAAGUUUAUUACUUUUACUUACGAAAAGUUUUGUAUAUAGAUAUACUAUAACUUUUUCAGUCUCAAUAGCACCAAACACGAAAUUUUGGAUUUGAAAACUCAUUUAACAGAUAAAAAAUUCUCACCCACCUUUGAUUGCCUUGAUAAUAAUUCUUGUCUACAGAAUUUUAUUCCGAUACCAGUAAUCAGUUGAUCGAUGUCGAGGUAAUUUUUAUUUGCAGUUUUCCAAGUUUCCGCAGACAAUUCAAUAACUUUCAUCUCAAAUCAAUUUUAUCUUUUAAAACGUUCCGACUUUACUUACUUUAUAUCCAAUUUGUUCUCAAGUUAAAUGUUUUUUAUCAAAUGCCAUAUUUCUAUUUUCUUUCAAUAACUAUCGCCAGUAGUUAUUCAAGCUUAUUGAUUUGUGUAUUCCGAAAACAUACUUGAAUAAAUUAUAUACUGUAAAUAAGUCCGAACAACUGGGUCCUUCAUGUCAUAAACUCAGGGAUUCCUAUGAUGACCUCAUACUAGUCCAAACCCGGGAAGAUCUUCCUACCAACCUAACCAAAUCUACGACUGCUCGCUGCUUAUUAUAUUUCAAUGGAUUUAGUAAAAGUGUCCGAUUAAUUAUUUUCCGUGUUUUUAUCACAUGUAGUUCCAUAGAUUUAACUCCAAAUGCUUUUCGCUGAUUCUUGAAAGCGCAAAUUUCUUGUGGAAGUUACGAACCACUAGCUAUCAAUUUUUACGAAUUAGCGGUUCCUCUAGUAGUACUUUUUUCUGUUGUUUCUUCAUAUGUAUCCUUACUGCUUGUCGUAGUUCCGAUGUUUCCUCGGUUCUAGAUUCCGUAAUCUUCCCUGGUGUAUUCCGUUAUCUUAAUAUUGAGGUAGCCCAAAUUUACUAAGAUCUGCUGGAUCCUGCUGCAUCAAGGGGAGCUCAGCUCUUACCUUAGACCGAUGUUUUGUAGGGCUUGUGAGUUUUUUGUGAUUAUUCUUGACAGUUUAUUUCAUACGCUGUAGAUACAUACAGCUUGAUGAGAAUAAUCGUGAUCCUGAUAAGGUCACCUCCAGCUUGGAUCAUUCGUCUUUAGAUGAGUACUACCAGUCAUCUUGUAUCCUUGAACGUUGGUCCUCCGUAUAGGAUGACUUUCAGGUAUUUCUUUUCCUGUUAUGUUCACGUUGUCUUCUGGUAUCUUUCUGUGUUUUUUUUUUUGAACAGAAAUUAUUAAAUAUUUUCUACGUUAUCGUUUACUUUCCACGUUAUAUAAUAAUCGAUUAGAUUUAUGGCUAAGCCUUAACGUUAUCAUUGCUAGUUUUAUUUGAGGUGCAAAUUGUCACCAGUAAUAUUUCAAUGUCAUUAUGCCUAAGUAUACCACAAUAAUUCCAUCAGUCUGAUUUCGCAGGCUUGGUAGCAAAUCUUAAUUAUGUUUAUUCAUUAAUUUAUGAGUUAUAUACUUCGCAUUUAUGAAAUGUUUCAAUAACACUCAUUAACUUAAAAAAUUGAAAGUAUUUGUGAUUGAAUGGACUCAAAAUGCACGAAAAUCAUAUAUGAAAAUAAUGUUUGAAAUGUCACUCCACUUUAAAAUUAAGACUGUUAGUUAAGUGAAGUUUCGUCUUUAUAAUAUUGUACUCAUUAAACCUGUUAAUAAAUGUAUGUGUGAAGAAUGAGCAUCAAUAAAUGUUGUUUUUGUUUAUUGAUAUAA